Molecule: messenger RNA, 1366 nt
Organism: Colletotrichum phormii
Lineage: Eukaryota; Fungi; Ascomycota; Sordariomycetes; Glomerellales; Glomerellaceae
Product: guanine nucleotide-binding protein alpha-2 subunit
Exons: 5
Coding region: 173-1237 (354 amino acids)
Biological process (GO): G protein-coupled receptor signaling pathway
Cellular component (GO): heterotrimeric G-protein complex
Molecular function (GO): GTP binding; GTPase activity; G protein-coupled receptor binding
Source: RefSeq, a predicted model, not a curated record
UUACCACCUCCGCCGGUCCGCCUCCUGAUUGCUUCGCGCUUUCUGCCCACACUUUUUCUUACCGACUGAUCGCGUUCUUUUCUUUUCUUUUUUCCCCAACACCUGUUCAGCGUUACCGCGCCGGCUUCUCGUGCACCCAAUUCUCUCGGCGACAAACGCUCCUUAGGCCAACAUGUGCUUCGGGGCCCGAACAAAAGAUGACGGCGGUGGUGCUCGUUCGCGCGACCUCGACCGCAUGAUCCGACAAGAUGAGAAGCGCCUAUCGAAGGAGGUCAAGCUGUUAUUGCUGGGUGCCGGAGAAUCUGGAAAAUCUACUGUCCUGAAGCAGAUGAAGUUGAUCUACGCACAAGGUUUCAGCAAGAACGAGAAGCUCGAAUGGAAGCCGGUCGUAUUCAACAACAUUGUCCAAUCAUUCCGUUUGAUCCAAGAUGCCAUGACCGAAAUGGGAAUCGAGUUCAGCAACCCCGAAAACGAGAAGCACAUGGCGCAUAUCCUGGUGGAACACGAGAUCAACGCCCAAGACCCUCUCCCGCGCGACUACCUGCAAUCUGUCAAAGAACUUUGGGUCGACGGCGGUGUCAAGCAGGCCAUAGCAAAGGGCAACGAGUUCGCCCUCCACGACAACCUGGCAUACUUCUGUGACGAUUUGGACCGAAUUUGGGACGCGAGCUACGAACCCACAGACCAAGAUUUGUUGCGAUCGAGAUUGCGAACUACGGGAAUCACCGAGACGGUGUUCGACCUGGGCCAGCUGACAUACCGCAUGUUCGAUGUCGGUGGCCAACGUUCGGAACGGAAGAAGUGGAUCCACUGCUUCGAAAAUGUCAAUUGCUUGCUCUUCCUUGUCGCCAUCAGCGGAUACGAUCAAUGUUUGGUUGAGGACAAGGACGGCAACCAAAUGAACGAAGCGCUCAUGCUCUGGGAGUCGAUUGCCAACUCGCACUGGUUCACAAAGUCUGCUCUGAUCCUCUUUCUGAACAAGAUGGAUCUCUUCAAGGAGAAACUGCCCAACAACCCGAUUACAUCGCACGGUUUCACGGAUUACCACGGCCCCGCCGAAGACUGGAAGUCUGCCAGCAAAUACUUCUUGGACAAGUUCCGCGCGCUGAACCGAAACACCGAGAAGGAAAUUUACGGGCAUUUCACGAAUGCCACCGAUACGAACCUGCUCAAGAUCACCAUGGGCUCGGUCCAGGACAUGAUUAUCCAGCGCAACCUCAAGCAGCUGAUACUAUAAGGCAGAGCUAGCGAUAUUGGGUCACCUGGUGGCCCCAGAUCAACUUCAACCCCCACCCCACGGCAUGCAUGAAAAAUGCCAACUCUAAUCGAUACCCGCGGCCUUUCCGGCUUCUCAAACCUCAUUGCG